Molecule: messenger RNA, 3826 nt
Organism: Cyclopterus lumpus (lumpfish)
Lineage: Eukaryota; Metazoa; Chordata; Actinopteri; Perciformes; Cyclopteridae
Gene: tlr22
Product: toll-like receptor 22
Exons: 3
Coding region: 1-2889 (962 amino acids)
Biological process (GO): inflammatory response; immune response; toll-like receptor signaling pathway
Cellular component (GO): membrane
Molecular function (GO): transmembrane signaling receptor activity; protein binding
Source: RefSeq, a predicted model, not a curated record
AUGGCUCCUGGCGUGAAAGAGGACAACAAAAUGCACAAAAGAGGAUCGGAAUAUCUCAAACUGAGUUUUAUUUUGCUCUUGCUAAACGUCAGCAGUCUCGUUGUCCCAGUCGCAGGAUAUUAUCUGAAGUUGUGCCAUAUGAGUGACAAUGACGCCAUAUGUACCAAGAGCAAACUCAAGGAGGUUCCCCAACACAUUCCCUCGAGGGUUAAACGUUUUUACUUGUUUGGGAACAAACUUUCAAUAUUACAAGCUUCGGAUUUUAAAAACCUUUCCGUUUUGACGCUGCUGGACCUGAAACAUAACUUAAUUUCGAAGAUAGACCCGGCAGCCUUCGGCGAUCUGAUUUCCCUCGAGACAUUAAAUCUAAAUCAUAACAAGCUCGUCGGGCUCGGAGAUGAUUUCUUUCAGGGUUUGCUCAACCUCACGGAGCUCAGAAUCAAUAACAACCACAUCAGGUCGCUGGCAUCCACCUGUUUCAAGUCCUUGACGAGCUUGACGUUUUUGGACAUCUCCAAAAACAGACUGCACCACUUGACCAACGUUCACACCGUAUUGCAGCAGCUGCCAAAUCUGCGGCAGCUGUGGGUGCAAAGUAACAACAUAACCGCUUUCAAUUCGUGGGAAUUGACAAACAGCUCGCUGGAUCUCGCUUACCUCGAUUUGUCCGGAAAUCCCAUCGACGUCUUCAGGGUCACCGCGGAUGUAUUUCCGAACCUCACCUGGUUAAACAUCGGCCUCCGUUCGCCGAAGAAACCGAUGAAAUGGGACAUCUGGAACGAGACUUUUCUCAGUCGAGUGAUCACGCUCGAUGUCAGCGGGCAGAAAAUCUGCAACGAAGCCAUGAAAACGUUACAGGAGAACUUCAACCCCUCGCUGAAGAUUCUGAGGAUGGACGGGAUGAAGAAUACUCAACUCACAGCGCUAAUCAACGCUUCCUGCUCCAUCCCAUCGGUGUCCACACUCCAACUGAAACGCAACAGCCUACUUUACCUCAACGCGCAAUUCUUCCACUUGUGUAUUAACGUAACAGAGAUAGAUUUAGACGGUAAUAAUAUACGAAAUAUCAGCGAUGAGGCCUUCAGAUCUCCGCAAGGUUUAAAGACCUUGAGUCUGCGUGAAAACAAACUUCAAUCUGUUCCAGCCGCCACGAGUAAUCUACCAACUCUCAGAGAGCUGGAUCUCAGCCACAAUUACAUCAUAACACUCGAAUGUGACGAUUUCACCAAUCUGACCGAGCUCAGACAUCUCAGCCUUAAUCAGAAUUUUAUCUCAGCUCUAAAAGGGUGCGUUUUCAAGGAUUUGAUACGGUUGGAAGUUUUAAAGCUACAGAACAACAUCAUCUCUGAAUUAGGCGCCGCUUUCCAGAAAUACCUGCCAAAUCUAAAACAACUGCGUUUGAAUAUAAAUAAACUCACCGUUAUUAAUACCGGGGAAUUUGCGGGCUUGCAGUCACUCCAGAACUUGUCAUUAAACAAUAAUAAAAUUAAAACAUUGAAAAAGGGGUCUUUUUUUGGAUUAGGGAACCUUACCAAUUUUCUGCUGAGCGUGAAUGAAAUAGAUAAUGAGGGACUACCCAAGAGAGUAUUCAACGAUCUGAUCAAUUUAAGAGCAUUGGAUUUGAGGGAGAAUAACAUCAAAUACUUGGAGGAAACAGCUUUGACUGAUCCACCAUUUUCUAAACUGUCCCAUUUGGAGACGUUGGUGAUUAAUAAAAAUAGCCGUCGGGGGAAGUCCUUCCUGCCUUCCAACUUCCUUCAAGGUUUGACUAAUCUUUUGGCUUUCAGUGUCAGGAACAGUCAACUUCUAUCCUUGCACAAAGACACGUUUACUUACACGCCACAAUUGCAAAGACUUGACAUAAGCGCAAAUGACCUCAAGAAUCUCUCUCCGGAGUUGUUUUACCCUAUCCGAGGCCUUCAAUCCCUCUACAUAUCGUCAAUAAGCCUCCAGUCUUUAGAUUUCUUUAUAAAAGCCAACCUUACCAAGCUGAAAUUUCUGCAGGCAAGAAAGAAUCAGAUUUUUGUCUUCAGUGAGGAAGUUAUAAAGUCCCUUCCGGCUCUCGUCUACCUCGAUCUUCAAACAAAUAGUUUCACCUGUGCCUGCGAUAACGCCUGGUUCCACCGUUGGGUAAUUAUCGGCAAACAAACACAAGUUUACGACGCCGACAACUUUGUGUGCAACUAUCCUCCAGACCUUAAAGAUAUGAAGCUGUUGGACUUCGACGUCCAGUCCUGCAAAGUGGACACAGAGUUCAUCUUCUUCAUCUCCUCCACAUGCAUCAUCCUCCUGGUUAUGUCGGUGUGCUUCACCUCCCAUUUCCUCGGGUGGCAGCUGGCCUACGCCUACUACCUCUUCCGGGCUUUGCUCUUCGACUUAAAGCUUAAAAACCAGCACGCUUCCAAUCGGUACGACGCCUUCGUCUCCUACAACAACCACGACGAGCCGUGGGUCAUGAGGCAGCUGUUGCCGAAACUGGAAGGGGAGCAAGGCUGGAAAUUGUGUCUGCACCAUCGAGACUUUGAGCCAGGCAAACCCAUCAUAGACAACAUCACGGAUGCUAUCUACGGAAGCAGGAAGACCAUCUGCGUGAUCAGCCGCCGAUACCUCAAGAGCGAGUGGUGCUCCAGUGAGCUCCAGGUGGCCAGCUUCCGUCUGUUCGCCGAGCAGAAGGACGUGCUGAUCCUGGUGUUUCUGGAGCACAUCCCCUUCGCUCAGCUGUCUCCUUACUACCGCAUGAGGAAGAUGCUGAAGAGGCGCACCUACCUGAGCUGGCCUCGAGCCGGGGAGCACCCCGAGAUGUUCUGGGAGAAGCUCCGCCAGGCUCUGACGACCAGAGAAGACCCCGAUGAUGACCGGCUCCUCCUCACCGUGGUGGACAGACGGUGAUGUGAAGAACAUACUUUACGGCCGGUGUCCUUCAUUGGAGGCUCUUAGGGAAUUUGUUGGCUUGUUUUUUUCCCACCGAAUUGCUGUAAAGUGUAUCUGGAGGAGGUUGCUGGAUACUUUUUGAUACCAUCUCGAUCUGUUGAUCUUACUGGUCUAACCGAAAUGGAAAAUGAAAGGUCCCAACUCGACCAGUUCCCAUUCAACCAAAUUGGAAGACCAAGUAAUGCGCUCCUCUAAUGGGGCAGUGAACUGAUAAUCACAGCCCUCUGAGGCAAAUUUGUAAUUUUGGGCUAUACGAAAUAAAUUGGAUUGAAUAAAUGAUAUUGUAAAUAUGAUAAAGAACAGAAUGAUCCCAUCUAAAAUACGUUAGACAAAUAAAACGUCCGUGUCUGGGUUCCUCUACCUCUCGAUCUUCAGUAUAUAGAAAUUAAGCAACUGGCUGGUAACCAGUAAAAGAUUAGCUUCCAAAAAAGCUUUACAUUGAUUAUGAAAAAAAACAUUUAAAAAAGUUGCCAAAGUUUGAAGUAACAUUUUGGUGGAAAUGUGGAGCAAAUUAAACCUAUAAUAGUGCUGAUUUUAUGCCUUGAAGGUAAUACAGAACAUAUAUGAUACAACUAGACUGUGUCCAAUAAGUUCAUUUUCACAACUUAACCACAAGUGGUUAAGACUAUAUUUUUGUCAUCUGGCAUUUACCGAUUAAUUUAAAACAUUAAUUUAAAACAACAAUCCAAUAAAUGUGUCAUACCAGAUAGAACAAUGCAAACAAUGGGCAUUUUUUUAUUAGGUUUUUGGAAUUGUUCUUAUUUUUAUUGCAACUUUACUAGAAUUAUGCAUUAUCAGCAUUGUGACACAUGUCGAAUAAUAAAUGAAUAAUUUUCCCUUUUCUGACUUUUAUUGACCAAUCACUGUAAAGUAAGAUGCCAUUUGCACUGUAAAG